GCUUGGUGAUAAAUGAGAAAUUAGAAAGUAAAUGUAAUUACGUUAAUUAGUAGUAUUGAUCAUAGGUUAAUGAAGUAUUUUUCUGAAUACUUUCUCACUAGAGCUUGUAGCAGCAGUAUUGGGUUUUAUAAAGAGGGCUAUAUCUGAUGCUGAGUUUCUAGGUAAUCAUUAAAGUCUGUGAUUCUGGACAGACUGGCUGUUCUACAGGAAGAUAAAUUAUUCAUGACAACAUUGUACAAGGAUUUAUUUUAUGGAUGAUUAUUGCGUAUGUUUGUGACUGUCCAUUGCAGCAUCCUCGAGGAAUUCAACAAGCGUGGAUCUAUCUAUACUUUCAAUAGAUAUACCCAAACAGACAUUAUUACAAAGAGUGUCUUUAUAGUUUUGAAUCAUGUAAUUAACAAAAGAAGAAAUCAUGGAUUACCCGAAGGGAUUUUAGUGUUUAUAUCUAUAUAAAUUAGGAGAUACUAUUUGGUUUUUAAUGUGGCGUGUAAACUACGCAACAAUGUCGGUACAUAGAACAAUUGUCAUUGCUAUAGACGACAGUUUCCAUUCGGAAUUCGCUUUCGAUUUUUAUGUGGAAAAUGUACAUAAAAAUGGAGACCGGCUAAUUCUUGUUCAUGUACCUGAGUAUAGCAACGUAUUAUCAACAUCGUCGCUGUUGACUGAUCCGAAUAUAGUGUCUGAACUUUUAAAAGAUAACGAGGAAAGGGUUCGUGACCUUGUUGAGAAAUAUUCUAUGAAAAUGAAGGAAUGUCACUUAAGUGGCCAUGUAAAACAACAGUGUGGUAAACCGGGAGAAGCUAUUGUAGAGGCGGCAAAAGAAGAGGGUGCAUCAAUGCUGAUAUUAGGAACAAGGGGAAUGGGUUUAAUCAGAAGAACAUUUACCGGAAGUGUGAGCGAUUAUUGUUUACAUCAUGCAGACGUCCCUGUUUUAGUGUGCAGACAUAAACCUCAUAUAAAACAUACGAGUGAUCAUCAUUCUUAAAUUUAUUAUAGUCAUAUUGUAUGAGAACUUUUAAUACGAUAUUUUGAUAUAUAACUUACGUUUGCAAAAGUUAUUUUGGAUGUACCAAUAACGUUAAUUUA
Molecule: messenger RNA, 1086 nt
Organism: Ruditapes philippinarum (Manila clam)
Lineage: Eukaryota; Metazoa; Mollusca; Bivalvia; Venerida; Veneridae
Product: universal stress protein in QAH/OAS sulfhydrylase 3'region-like
Exons: 5
Coding region: 479-985 (168 amino acids)
Source: RefSeq, a predicted model, not a curated record